AUGCGGAACCCAUUCGAGUUGGACUUUGAGAGCGUCGAUGGCGACUCCGAGCCUCAGGAUUUCGAGACUUCCGAUGGACAUCUGCAGCAGGAGGAGGCAAUGAACCAGCACCGUCGGAGUAUGGACUACCGACCAAAGCAGAGAAACGAUGGAGACCGCUCGCUUCUGCAGGAUGAAGAGCACGCAGAUGUCGACUUGAAGAAUCGGUUCAUCGGUACCAUUGACCAGGGUACGACAAGUACACGAUUUAUCAUUUUCGAUUGCACAGGUGUUCCUGUCGCCAAAUACCAAACCGAGUUCCGUCAGAUUCAUGAACAUCCAGGAUGGCAUGAACACGACCCUUACGAAUUGGUUGAAUCGGUCUAUAUCUGUAUCGAAGAGGCUAUGAAUUCAUUCUUGGCCCUCGGUCACACCGUCUCCGAUAUCGAAGCCAUUGGCAUCACCAGCCAAAGAGAAACCGCGUUGGUUUGGGACUGGGAGACCGGCGAGCCCCUCCACAACGCAAUUACUUGGACCGACACACGUACCGUCGAUUUGGUACGCGAAUUGAAAGAAAAGCCCGGAGCUGAUGAUCUCGUCAACAUUUGCGGUCUACCCCUCUCCACAUACCCCUCAUCUGUCACCCUACGAUGGAUGCUCGACAACCUGCCCGAUGUCCGGUCAGCAUAUGAUGACGGGCGAGCUGCCUUUGGAACGGUCGACAGUUGGCUCAUUUAUAACUUGAACGGUGGCCCGCAGAAUAAGCGUCUGGUCACGGACGUGACCAAUGCCUCGCGCACCAUGUUCAUGAACCUCGAAACCCUCCAAUACGAUGACAGACUUUUGAAAUUCUUUGACAUUGACCGAAACAAACUUCGUCUGCCGGAGAUUCUCCCCUCCGCUGAUCCCGAGGGCUUCGGUAAGGUGGCCGAAGGGCCACUAGAGGGUGUUCCCAUCACCAGUUGUCUGGGUGACCAAGCUUCAGCCUUGGUGGGCCACUGUGCCUUCACCCCGGGAAUGGCCAAGAACACAUAUGGUACUGGAUGCUUCCUUCUCUACAACGUGGGUGAAAAACCUGUUAUCUCGAAACACGGUUUGCUCGGCACCGUGGGCUUCCAAUUAGGACGGGACCGCAAGGCCGUCUAUGCACUGGAAGGCAGUGUGGCGGUUGCUGGCAGUGGUGUGUCUUUCCUUAUGAACAAUCUCGGCUUCUUCCGCGACUCCCGGAAGGUCAGCGAUCUGGCUGCCAGUGUACCAGAUAAUGGAGGCUGCAUUUUCGUCACUGCGUUCAGUGGUCUCUUUGCUCCUUACUGGAUUGAUGAUGCCCAGGGUACUAUUUGGGGAAUCACUGCCCACACCCAAAAAGGGCACAUUGCCCGCGCAACUAUGGAAGCCGCCUGCUUCCAAACGAAAGCCAUCCUUGACGCAAUGGCGAUGGACAGUGGCAAGAGCCUUACCGAACUGGCUGUCGACGGCGGCAUGAGUAAUUCCGACGUUUGCAUGCAGACUCAAGCUGAUAUCAUUCGCAUUCCUGUUGAGCGCCCCUCAAUGCACGAGACUACUGCUCUGGGUGCCGCGAUCGCCGCCGGCUUUGCCGUUGGCAUCUGGAAAGACUUCGCCGAACUCAAGCACAUGAACCGCGCCAACCGAGCCUCCUUUACCCCUGUGAUGUCCGACAAAGAAAGCGCCCGCAUGUAUAAAAAGUGGUCCAAAGCCGUGGAGAUGUCUCGCGGUUGGAUGGACAAGGAAGAUCGGGGUCAUGGCGAUGACGAAUAA
Messenger RNA from Penicillium bovifimosum, 1755 nucleotides. RefSeq names its product glycerol kinase. The record is from RefSeq and is a predicted model, not a curated record. Lineage: Eukaryota; Fungi; Ascomycota; Eurotiomycetes; Eurotiales; Aspergillaceae. Gene Ontology annotation, molecular function: glycerol kinase activity. The transcript is spliced from 4 exons. Bases 1 to 1755 code for a protein of 584 amino acids. Gene Ontology annotation, cellular component: mitochondrion. Gene Ontology annotation, biological process: triglyceride metabolic process; glycerol metabolic process; glycerol-3-phosphate biosynthetic process.